AACAACGAAACUACAACAACAACGCACCGUAAACGUCGGCGUGACUUUGCAAAACCGGCUAAAAAGUAUUUAUUUACGUUCAUUCGUGAGGCAAAUAUGUCUUCUAUCGGUGCAGGUUAUGAUUUGUCAGCAUCGCAGUUCUCUCCCGAUGGCCGAGUAUUCCAGGUGGAAUAUGCAUUGAAGGCUGUUGAGAAUAGCGGCACGGCUAUUGGUAUCAGGGGUAAAGACGGAGUAGUGUUUGGUGUUGAGAAGAUUGUGACAUCAAAGCUUUAUGAACGUGGAUCGAACAAAAGGAUAUUUAACAUUGAUAAACAUAUUGGAAUGGCUGUUGCAGGUCUACAGGCUGAUGCCCGUCAGCUGGGAGAGACGGCUAGAGAUGAAGCUUCCAACUAUCGGUCCAAUUUUGGUGACGCUGUCCCUCUAAAACAAUUAACAAACAGGCUGUCGAUGUUUGUGCAUGCAUACACCUUGUACAGUUCAGUUCGGCCGUUUGGUGUCAGCGCUAUGCUCAGCUCAUACUCAAAAGAAACUGGUCCUCAGUUGUAUGUGUUGGAUCCCUCUGGUGUAUCUCACGGUUACUGGGGAUGUGCUGUCGGGAAGGCUAAACAAAAUGCCAAGACAGAAAUAGAGAAAGUCAAGAUGAAAGAUAUGACCUGCCAGCAAUUAGUCAAAGAAGUGGCCAAAAUUAUAUACAUAGUCCACGAUGAGGUGAAGGACAAAAACUUUGAACUUGAAUUAAGUUGGGUUGGAGAAGUGACAGGAGGCAAGCAUGAACUCGUUCCACCAGAGGUUCUCGCAGAAGCAGAAAAACAUGCCAAGGCCUCCCUUGAAGAAUCAGAUGACUCUGAUGAUGAGGACAUGUGAGAAAUACCAACAAGUUACUUAUCAGAUCAGACUAUUGCUCCAAUCCA
Lineus longissimus is the source of this 911-nucleotide messenger RNA. Its product is annotated as proteasome subunit alpha type-3-like. The record is from RefSeq and is a predicted model, not a curated record. The transcript has 10 exons. Gene Ontology annotation, cellular component: synapse; proteasome core complex; proteasome core complex, alpha-subunit complex. The coding region runs from base 97 to 864 and encodes 255 amino acids. Lineage: Eukaryota; Metazoa; Nemertea; Pilidiophora; Heteronemertea; Lineidae. Gene Ontology annotation, biological process: proteasomal protein catabolic process; ubiquitin-dependent protein catabolic process.